GUCGAUCGUCGAGCGUCGACUGCUGUCAAAGUGGUCGAGCGAACCUAACCUAGAAUUUCAAGUUUAGUAGAACGUUGCUCGUGCAGGUUUAGAACACCUCAAUUGACGUUGACAGUCUCUGUGCGUGGAAGAAAGCAGGUGGAUAAGUUUCGCAAACUCGGAAUAAGAUGAAUUUACCACGCGUGCUUAUCGCCAGCACGGCAAGCGGAAAAGCCGAUGAAAUAGCCAGAGAUAUUGGGGCUAAGGAACUCGACACCGAGGAUGACGCUGUCAACUACUACCUCUGGGACAUUGAAAACAAAUAUUACAAGGCACAGGUUAUGCUCUGCACCACCGAUAACCCUCUUGUUAAAAUUGACUCCGAAUCUGUCGAGGCGCUAAUCAUUUACUACGACGGUCGACUUGAGAACGGAACAAACUUGCUGGACGAAUGGGCUCCGCUGAUCAGUUCACUCUCUGAGGCUGAAGUACAAAUACUUGCUUGGGACUCGGCAAUCCAAGGAGGAAACGUCGAUCGAGUCCUGGAGUGGUGUACACAGUACAAAUUUGAACUCGUCGAUUUCAAUCGCCCCGAGGCAGUGGAAAAUCCAGAUGAUUCGGACGAUGAAAAUGAAAAGCACGGCAUUGACAGAAUCGUCGAAGCUCUUCAUGCUCACACUUGGCCCAAUAUGGAUCUCAAAGGCUGUUCAACGCUGCCAGAAAGCGGUUGCACCGACAUAGCGGAAGUUGACGAACAGUUGCAGGGUAUUCAUUUGAACGGAAUUCACAGUAUGUCCCAGGGCUUGCAAUUGGAGCACAUGUUGGAGGGUAUGAUGGGAGGCGAGAACGCGGAUUUCGGGGAACUGUUUGGUCAGUUACUCGCGAUGAAGGAGCACGCGGCUACUUUACCGGAGAAUCAGAGACGGGCAGCGGCGGAGGAACUGGUAACAGCAUUCUGGAAAGCGAUGGGCGGAGAUCCGGAGGAGAUAGACGAUCUGGACCAGUGAAGAAGGUAUCAUUAUGCAAACGAAGACGCGUUGUACAUGUAUUAUGUAUAUGUUGAUUAUGGUAAAUAAAUAUAUAAGCAUAGUC
This is a messenger RNA of Diprion similis, 1071 nucleotides long. Its product is annotated as alpha- and gamma-adaptin-binding protein p34-like. NCBI's taxonomy places the organism in Eukaryota, Metazoa, Arthropoda, Insecta, Hymenoptera, Diprionidae. The record is from RefSeq and is a predicted model, not a curated record. The coding region runs from base 168 to 986 and encodes 272 amino acids. The transcript is spliced from 6 exons.